ACGACUCACCGACAGUUUAUAUACAACUACUGUAGGCACAUAUAAAACUUCAUAAUCGAGUCUGCUUGUCGGUGUGGCUAUACACAUUACGAGCACGCACACGCUCAUAUAGUGUAGGCUGCAAAGCUUAACGUUUCAAAAGAGCGAAAGAUCCUUUAGUCAAGAUUACGCGCUUCUCCGCACCGCAUCGCACUUGGCUUUCUUGCACUUGUUUGCAAUCAUGAUCAGAAAAAAAUGGUGCGUAGGCAUAGGCACACUCGUGGCUCUCGCCCUCAUAGUAGCUUUAACUCUUGCCUUGACUCUUCGAAGCAACAAAGAAGGAAAAUUCAUCAGCGACGCGCCGCUGGGAGUUUUCCAUAAGGCCGCAGUAUCGACAUUGGGAAUGGAAUGUGCUGAAAUCGGCAGCGAUAUACUAAAACGUAAUGGUUCGGCCGUCGACGCGGCCAUCGCCGCACUCCUAUGCGAAGGCAUCGCGUCUCCUCACAGCAUGGGUCUCGGUGGUGGAUUUCUCAUGACUAUUUAUGACGCCGAAAGUAACCAAGUUUCGUUUUUGGAUGCUCGAGAAACUGCGCCGGCUGCGGCAAACGAGACGAUGUUCAACGGCGAUGGAAACAAAUCCCUUUAUGGUGGACUUGGUAUAGCGAUACCUGGUGAACUCAAGGGGUACUGGGAGGCUCAUCAGAGAUUCGGCAAACUCCCUUGGAAGGACCUGUUCCAGGGAUCGAUCAAGCUCUGUGAAACCGGCGCCGAAGUCAAUCAGUAUUUAUUCAACAGUAUUAGAGGAAAAGAGAAGUUCAUUUUGAACGAGCCUACAUUAUCAGACGUUUUCAUCGACCCAAAAACAAACAGAACGUGGACGGUUGGCAAACACAUAAAACGACCAGUGCUGGCUAAAACUUUGCAACAGCUUGCCGAGAGCGAUGACCCAGUGGGACUAUUUUACAAUGGAAGCAUGGCGAAGGAUCUAGUAGCUGAAAUUCAGUCGUACGACGGAAUCAUCACCUUGGACGACAUGAAAAAUUACGAGGUAAAGUGGCGAGAGCCUCUCAAAGCCAAGCUCGGCAACGCGACGAUUUACACGGCGCCACCACCCGGCUCGGGAGCGCUUUUAGGCUUCAUAAUCAACGUUAUGGACGGAUUUGGCAAAAUUGACGACGUCGACUUGUUUUAUCAGCGCCUCAUAGAGACAUUCAAGUGGGCCUACGCCAAGAGAACGGAGCUAGGGGAUCAGGACUUUGUUCCGGCAGUGCAUGAUCUUUUGGCCAACUUGUCGUCGGUCGAAUUCGCUAAUGAAAUCAGAUCACGUAUUCAAGACAACACAACGAAUCUUGAUCCGGAAUAUUAUGGAGCCGAUUUCUCAAAUAAAGAAACGCACGGAACUUCCCACGUGUCGAUACUGGCCCCCGACGGUUCAGCUGUUUCCGUUACAUCUACGAUCAAUCAAAUUCUAGGUGCUAAAAUCCGGUCCAAGUCAACUGGAAUCAUUUUUAACGACGAAAUGGAUGACUUUAGUUCUCCCAACAUAACGAACGGUUUCGAUUUGCCUCCUUCGCCGAGAAAUUACAUCAAACCUGGCAAAAGGCCGCUGAGCUCAAUGACACCUGCCAUUGUGAUGGACGAUAAAAAUAAAGUUCAAAUGGUUAUUGGAGCUGCCGGGGGUAGCAAAAUAACGACGGCAGUCGCGUCGAUAAUUCUGCACAAUAUGCGAUACAACUUCGAUAUCAAAGAGGCCGUGGACGAGCCGAGACUUCAUCAUCAGCUCUUCCCGAUGGCCAUUCAAACGGAGAAAAACUUUUCGCCAACGAUAUUGGAAUUUCUCAGAAGAAUCGGCCAUAGCAUUACGACCUUUGAAGGCAUCGGCACCGCUGUCACUGCUAUCGAAAGGGACGGCGAUAAAAUACUAGCCAAUUCAGAUUAUCGAAGGCAAGGAAAAAUAGCUGGAUUUUAGUGAAUCUUUUUUUUUAUGCAGAGCCAUUUUAACGCUGUAAAUAGGACUCUGCAACGUAGCGAAAUAAACUUUUUACGCUGAUCUCAUCCGUUACUACUCAAGAUGUGAUUCGUUCAAAUAGUAUUUACAUAAUGUUCAGUUUUGCAGUUUGCUCGAUAAUGUGCUCAAAUUGUGUGUAAUAUAAGUUUGAAGUGUAUUAAAAUUACAGUAAUAAUUUUAAUGCUCAAACAUGCCAAAAAGUAGAGUUUACGUGCGUCGAGUUUUGAAUAGUUUUUCACUAUUAACAUUACUCUUCUCUGAAUACCUGCAUAAUUAUUAUUAAUAUUAUUUUUGAUUUGUACGGUGAAAACGAAAUAAAGUAUGUACUAUUAUUUUUGUAAAUAUGCAUAAAUGACGUUUGUGAAGUAUUAAAACCAAUAAACGACAAACUGUUUUACAGUGAAAAAAAAUGU
Trichogramma pretiosum is the source of this 2400-nucleotide messenger RNA. RefSeq names its product glutathione hydrolase 1 proenzyme-like. The record is from RefSeq and is a predicted model, not a curated record. Gene Ontology annotation, cellular component: plasma membrane. The transcript has 10 exons. Gene Ontology annotation, molecular function: glutathione gamma-glutamate hydrolase. NCBI's taxonomy places the organism in Eukaryota, Metazoa, Arthropoda, Insecta, Hymenoptera, Trichogrammatidae. The coding region runs from base 221 to 1948 and encodes 575 amino acids. Gene Ontology annotation, biological process: glutathione catabolic process.